This is a messenger RNA of Scophthalmus maximus (turbot), 4784 nucleotides long. It is a transcript of the gene add1, whose product is annotated as adducin 1 (alpha). The transcript has 15 exons. Gene Ontology annotation, molecular function: actin filament binding. The coding region runs from base 201 to 2804 and encodes 867 amino acids. Gene Ontology annotation, biological process: barbed-end actin filament capping; positive regulation of adherens junction organization; positive regulation of establishment of endothelial barrier. Gene Ontology annotation, cellular component: adherens junction; cytoskeleton; postsynaptic density. The record is from RefSeq and is a predicted model, not a curated record. NCBI's taxonomy places the organism in Eukaryota, Metazoa, Chordata, Actinopteri, Pleuronectiformes, Scophthalmidae.
CGCACCCAAGCGGGAUGAUGGUGGCCGGGGCGGAGCGACGGGGCGCAGAGGAGCGGCGCAGAGAGAUAAACCCGCUCUGAAGUCACCGGGGCAGGGUGGACGGAAAAGAAAACAACGCGGCGAGAAACCACCGUCCCGCUUCCACCGAGCAUUGUUUUACAUUUCAUCACGUCUUCGAAGAAGAGGGAGGUCAGGCCAGGAUGAACGGCGAAUCAGGUGCCGGAGUGGUGACGGCCCCCCCUCCCACCACAGCCCCCCACAAGGAGCGGUACUUCGACCGGGUGGACGAGAGCAGCCCAGAGUACCAGAGGGAGAGGAACAUGGCGCCCGACUUGCGGCAGGACUUUAACAUGAUGGAGCAGAGGAAGAGGGUCUCAAUGAUACUACAGAGUCCGGCAUUCUGCGACGAGCUGGAGACAAUGAUCCAGGAUCAGCUGAAGAAGGGGAAGACGCCCACGAGCCUGUUGGCCCUGCAGCAGAUUGCAGAUUUCAUGACCACCAGCAUGCCUUCCAUGUAUCCCGCUGCACCACAAGGAGGCAUGGCAGCGCUCAACAUGAGUUUGGGCAUGGUGACUCCCGUGAACGAUCUGCGAGGCUCAGACUCGAUCUCCUACGACAAAGGAGAGAAGCUUCUCCGUUGCAAGUUGGCUGCCUUUUAUCGGCUCGCAGACUUGUUUGGCUGGUCCGAGCUCAUCUACAACCACCUCACAGUCAGGGUGAACUCAGAGGAUGAGCGUUUCCUUAUUGUCCCAUUUGGGCUCCUGUACAGUGAAGUCACUGCCUCCAGUCUGGUAAAGAUAAACCUUCAAAGUGAGGUCAUCGACCGGGGGAGCACCAACCUCGGGGUCAACCAGGCCGGCUUCAUUCUCCACUCUUCCAUCUACGCUUCACGGCCUGACGCCAAGUGUAUUGUACAUAUACACACGGCCGCGGGUGCUGCGGUGUCGGCAAUGAAAUGCGGCCUGUUGCCCAUCUCACCCGAGGCACUGUCUUUGGGCGAGGUGGCCUACCAUGACUACCACGGCAUAUUGGUGGAUAAAGAGGAAUCUGUUCAAAUACAGAAAAACCUGGGGCCCAAGAGUAAGGUGCUCAUCCUCAGGAACCAUGGGUUGGUGACUCUGGGUGAAACGGUGGAGGAAGCUUUCUAUUACAUCCACAACCUGGUCACUGCCUGUGAAAUCCAGGUGCGAACACUGGCCAGCGCUGGAGGUCCAGAUAAUCUGGUGAUGCUGGACCCUGCGAAAUACAAGUCGCGUUCAAGGGUCCCUGAGCCAGUCGGGGACGGGUCUUCCACAUACCCCAAGUGGCAAGUCGGGGAGCAGGAGUUUGAGGCUCUCAUGAGAAUGCUCGACAACUUGGGCUACAGGACGGGCUAUCCUUACCGCUGCCCGUCAUUGCGGGACAAAGGUAAAAAAUACAGUGAUGCGGAGAUCGCUCCCUCUGCCCAUGGUGGCUACUCAUACGGGGAGGACAGCGACUCCGGCGCUCGCUCCCCGCUGAAGCACAGCUUCCAGCGCGGCCAGCGCGACAAGACCCGCUGGCUCAAUGCCAGCGGCCGGCCCGACGAGCCCUACGAGGACGGGCCCGACGGCAGCAGCCCCAAGUCGAAGCCUAAGGUGUGGACGAACAUAACACACGAUCACGUCAAACCCUUGCUGCAGUCUCUCUCGUCCGGUGUCUGCGUGCCAAGCUGUAUAACCAACUGCUUGUGGACAAAGGAAGAAGGCCUCCGCCAGGCUGCCGUAGCCAAUCAGUUCAUCCCAUUGAACACCAACCCAAAGGAUGUCCUGGAAAUGCGGAAUAAGAUCCGGGAGCAGAACCUGCAGGACAUAAAGACAGCAGGGCCCCAGUCUCAGGUUCUGUGUGCUGGCAACGUGGGGGAACGCUCCUUUACCCAGGGGGAGCUGGUGACGGCGUCCAAGGCCAUCAUCGAGAAGGAGUACCAGCCCAAGGUCAUCAUCAGCAAGCAGGGUCCCAACCCCUUCACCAAAAUCACCGACCAGGAGGUGGAGGAAUACCGCAGGGAGGUGGAGCAGAAACAGAGAGGGCCUGAAGUGCAGGGACGAGACGCUAGUAGGGGGGGGUCAGCCUCCGGCGUAUCCUGUCCUGAACCGGAGACACCACAGAGAGGUCAAGCCUCUGUCUCCACACUGCUGCAGUCGACAACUGACUCGCCCAGCUUAGAGCAAGUCCCGCCUACGGCAGCCACGCCCGCUACCCCAGCCUCUGAACAGAUCUCUUUUUCCAUGGGCCUCUCCAGCGGGGUCGUGCCAGCUCGGGACGGCACUGACUCUGCUGGGACGCUAGCGGACGACGUUUUUUCAGCUCCAGAUUCCCCACACAAGGAGUUCCACAGCGCCGUGCUGCGCGCCCUCAGCAAGGAGCCAUCAGUGGUCGAGGCGGCUCAGGCUCCAGACCCAGAGCAACUAGUAGAAGCUGUGGAGGAGCCGAAAGGCCAGAAAGCCACCUCCACGCCCCCGAGCACCCCAAUCAGAGCAGAGGAAGAGUCCUUGCCUGAACCAUCCGAUAAGGAUGAGAGCGAUGCAGCCACCCUGAGACAGACCCUUCCAGAUUUAACACCCGACGACCCCUCCGAUGCCCCAGCACUUCCUGCCGAAGACUCCGCCUCUGCCCCUGACCCUGCCACCGCAGAAGCAGAAGCGGAAGCAGCCGAGGUGGAGGAAGCCGCUGACGCUGGCGACCAGGAGGGUGACGAGUCUCCCAGCAAAUCGCCCUCCAAAAAGAAAAAGAAGUUCCGCACUCCUUCCUUCCUAAAGAAAAACAAAAAAAAGACAGAGUCCUAGACGCGUCGGAUCGGUCCUCAGGGGCCGACCUCUGCCCCUUUUCAUUUCUGCUUCUCGUCUGCUUUCAUUGCACCCUUCGAGCAAGCCACAGUUACACGUAGCUACGCUUUUUGUUGUUUUGAUAUCAUUUGUCAUCGGCUUAUUAACCUAUUUUUCCUCGUUAGUGUGCCAAUUUUGUAUACAGUGUAAAAAUGAUUGCAUAAAGGUUUUUAAUUAUUAGAGGCUUUUAGUUGUGAGUGAUGCACUCAGUCUUCAGUCUGGCCUUUCAUGCAUGUCUAUUACCACAGGCCCACAGACUUGAUGUGAGGUUUUAGGAUUUUAUCCUUUUAUCACCCUCUUUUUCCCCUUUUUUAAGUGUAUCAAAACUGUUGUAACCACUAGAAUGUAUUGGGAUUGUAUCAAAAUGUCAAAAGUGUCUUCUAAAAUACAGUGAACACUGAAAGAGAAGCUUGUGUCCUCUCAUUUAACUGGAGGUUGUGCGAAUUUGACCUAUGAAGCUCUGCAUCCAUGUAAUCACGUGUCAGGAGAAAUACAGUUGAGAUAUUUUCAGUGGAUUAUUUACCCAUGGAAAAUGCAGUCAUGCAGAGUCUGUAUCAACGUGUCCAUAAUCCAAUAUUUUGAUCAGAUCCUCUACGUUCACACUUAAUCACAUCAGAGGUUUGUUGACUUUAAAACUCAACAUCAUUUCCAGGCAUGUUGUAAAGUGCUUCAUGUCCUAAUAUGAUGAAACAAUUUUAAGAGGUUUUAAUAUUCCACAAACCAGUUUAAUUAAAAACACUCAUCUGCAGAUUGUUUAAACAUAGGAAUCCCUGUAAGUGUAAGCGAGCACUGUGCUUGUUGAUUAUUCCCAGGGUUUGCCAAUGUAUUUGCUACUGGCUGUAAGUCUUUAGUAUGAAGGAAUGUUUAAAACAAAAAAAGUUCUCGGUUUGUUAUUUCAUUUAUUGAAAUUAUUGGUUCUAGCUUUGUUUUGAAUUUGCCCCAUGAUUUCUCUCGGUUUCCGUAAAAGACAGAAAAGGGCAGAUAUCCUGUGUAUGUACGGUGAGAAAAGACAUGUCAUUUAUGUUCUGGAGUACGUCCUUCUUUCCCACUUUUUUAGUUUUUUAAACCUCCUGCGCUUUUUCUCACAAAGUAGAUUGAGCCAUACUGACUUGCUGUGAGAGAGCACUGUGAACCUCCUUGUCCAUAAACCACUGUCCUGUAGUUAGUCGCAGUCCAUCAUUGCAGGAGAUAAAGUUGUAGGUUGAUCAUAUAAACGACAAUGUCACUGUUAAGAAGCUGCACGAUUAAUCAUAAUUUCAUGACCUGGACUUUCCUGUGUAAAGCUCGACUCUGAGCGAACGGACUCUUUCACUGAAUACAGUUUUCCAGUUGCAGUAAAGACACAUUGUACACUGGAGAAGCGAUGUAAUCAUAUGUGUGACUGCAGUUGGGCUGUGCUUGAGGUUGCAGGGCAUUAAUACCAAGGCCAACUCCAAGCUUUGCUUCCUAACUUGUGUCAAUCCAUCCUGUUGUGAGUAAAAGGUUAUUGAUCAGUCUGUGUAACUCGUAGACAGGAAGCAUCACCUAAACGUGGAUGAUCAGAAACCUUGGCCUUUGUUCAUGGCAGGUGGUCUUUACCUACAGCGCUACAUGUAAACUGAGAAUGGGCUGCAUGUGUAAAGUGCUUAGAGCGUGUCCUGUCCUUUAAACGACUAACUGCCCCUUUGAUUUGAUUCAUAUUUUAGCUUUAGUGUGCUGCUGCUGCUGAUGAUGAUGAUACUAAAGUCCUUGUAAUCGUGGUUUUCAUUCGAGCCAACCAUACAUUUAUUAUUUGUUUUAAUCCCUCAGAUAUGCUGAUUUGUGUCCUCUGUCUGAACUACUACCAAUUUAAAUGUCUCAUCAUUAAACCAUCUACAGACAUAAUUCUCCCACCUCUCGUUUCUCUUGGUUCUGUCUAUUUUACAACCAUGAAUAAUAAUAAAAAAAACACUACCUUUAAAA